This is a messenger RNA of Canis lupus familiaris (dog), 8698 nucleotides long. It is a transcript of the gene DISP2, whose product is annotated as dispatched RND transporter family member 2. Lineage: Eukaryota; Metazoa; Chordata; Mammalia; Carnivora; Canidae. The record is from RefSeq and is a predicted model, not a curated record. The transcript has 12 exons. Bases 538 to 4749 code for a protein of 1403 amino acids.
ACAGAGACUCCAACUUCUUCGGCUCCUUGCUCUGUGCUCUCAGGUGUUCCUUUUGUCACUCCCUGUGCUUGGCUGAUAAACAUGGAUCCAGGUCCAAAGCCCAUACACCACGCUUGAAUAAAAGAAGCCAGGCUCCAAAGCGGACGGGUACAAACCCAGGUCCAGGUCCAGACAAAUCUGGAAGAGCGCGUUUCAAGCAGCGAGGCUCUCUGCACGGUGCCUGGAGUCGCACUUCCUGGUCUCUUACGGGAAGAUCGACGUCCCCCUGGGAAAGGCCAGCCAGACUCCUAACAGCAGCUCUCGGACCCGGCCUGCGUAGAGGGGCCCACCACUACCAACCCCACCGUCUCGAAGACCGCAAGCCUCCAGCGCUGGGCGUCCGCGCCGCAGGGAGCCUCUGUCCCCGCCCCCCGGUGCCGCGCCCAUUGGCUGGGCCCCUCGUCGGCCACGCCCAGCGAUCUGUCCGACGCAUGCGCGGGAGCCCGCCGCCGCCGCCGCUUCAGCACCAGCGCCCGGACAGCGGCGCCGCCCACGGGCAUGGACGCGGGUAGCGGCAGCAGCAGCGGCGGUCCGGCUCCCGGUCCGGCUCCCGGCCCGGGUCCGGAAGGGGAGCAGCGGCCCAAGGGGGAGCCCUUGGCCUCAGACGGCAGCUCCCCGGACAGGUCCCAGAGCAAGGCCGUGGCCUCUGAGGCAAGCCCAGAGAAAAGCUGCUGCCCCCACAGUGGCCCCCUUGAGGACCCUUCUAGUUCUUCAGAACCCCCACCAGCAACUUCCACCCUCCAGCCUGUGCGCCCGACCAGCCCCUUGGCCCCUGCACACUUCACCUAUCCCCGGGCACCACAGGAAUACCGGGGGGACAGUUCCCUGCCGGGGCUUGGGGACCGGGCAGCUCUCUGUUCCCAUGGCUCUAGCCUCAGUCCUUCCCCAGCCCCCUCACAGCGAGAUGGGGCCUGGAAGCCACCAUCUGUGCAGCACCAUGUGGUCAGCGUCAGGCAGGAACGGGCCUUCCGGAUGCCAAAGAGCUAUUCCCAGCUGAUUGCCGAGUGGCCAGUGGCUGUGCUGCUGCUGUGUCUGGCUGUCAUCAUCCUCUGCACGUUAGCCGGACUGUUGGGGGACCGGCUGCCCGACUUCUCUAAGCCCUUGCUGGGAUUUGAGCCUCGAGACACAGACGUUGGGCGCAAGCUAGUAGUCUGGAGAGCACUGCAAACCCUCACAGGCCCCAGGAAGCUGCUUUCUCUCUCUCCAGACCUUGAGCAGAACAGCUCAAACCUCCAUACCACUCUGAGCCCCACACCCUGGAGCAGUGCCCAGGAGGGCUUAAUCCGGCCUCGAAGAAUGGUGGAGCCCUUGGAGGACAGAGGGCAGGACAGCUUCUUCUGUGGCCCACCUGAGAAGAGCUAUGCACAGCUGGUGUUCAUGUCCACCUCAGCGGGCAGCCUAUGGAACCUGCACGCCAUCCAUUCCAUGUGUCGAAUGGAACAGGACCAGAUCCGCUCCCAUACCCACUUUGGGGCUCUGUGCCAGCGUACGGAAGCCAACAAGUGCUGCCCCAGCUGGUCCCUGGGCAACUAUGUGGCCGUGCUCUCCAACCGCUCCUCCUGCCUGGACACAACUCAAGCGGAUGCAGCCCGAACACUGGCCCUUCUGCGGGCCUGUGCCACCUACUACCACCGCGGUGCCCUGGUGCCCUCUUGUCUGGGCCCUGGGCAGGACAAACCCCCACACUGUGUCCAGGUUCCCACCAAGUGCUCCCGGAACAGUGCCAUCUACCAACUCCUGCACUUUCUGUUGGACAGGGACUUCCUGAGUCCCCAGACAGCUGACUACCAGGUGCCCUCCCUCAAGUACAGCCUGCUCUUCCUGCCCACUCCGAAGGGUGCCUCCAUGAUGGGCAUCUACCUGGACCGCCUGGCCACCCCCUGGGGGCUCUCUGACAAUUACACAUCCAUCACUGGCAUGGACCUGGGCCUCAAGCAGGAGCUGCUGAGGCACUACCUGGCCCAGGACACAGUGUACCCCUUGCUGGCCCUGGCUGCCAUCUUCCUCAGCAUCGCCCUCUACUUGCGCUCCCUCUUCCUCACACUCAUGGUGCUGCUGGGGGUGCUGGGCUCCCUGCUGGUUGCCUUCUUCCUCUACCGAGUGGCCUUCCGCAUGGCCUACUUCCCCUUCGUCAAUCUGGCAGCCUUCGUCCUGCUCAGCAGCGUGUGCGCCAACCACACCCUCAUCUUCUUCGACCUGUGGCGCCUCAGCAAGAGCCAGCUGCCCUCUGGGGGACUGGCCCAGCGGGUGGGCCGCACCAUGCACCACUUCGGCUACCUGCUGCUGGUCUCGGGCCUAACCACAGCGGCGGCCUUCUAUGCCAGCUACCUGAGCCGCCUGCCAGCCGUGCGCUGCUUCGCCCUCUACAUGGGCACGGCCGUGCUGGCGCACCUGGCGCUCACGCUCGCCUGGCUGCCAGCCUCCGCCGUGCUCCACGAGCGCUACCUGGCACGCGGCUGUGCGUCCCGGGCGCAGGGCCAGCGGGGAGGCAGCGCCCCCCGGCGACUCGCGCUGGCCCUGCAGCGGCGGCUCCGAGGCCUUCGGCGGGCGGCGGCCAGCACCUCGCGCCUGCUCUUCCAGCGCCUCCUGCCCUGUGGGGUCAUCAAGUUCCGCUACAUCUGGAUCUGCUGGUUCGCCGCGCUGGCGGCAGGGGGCGCCUACAUCGCCGGCGUCAGCCCCCGCCUGCGGCUGCCCACCCUGCCGCCGCCCCGCGGCCAGGUCUUCCGGCCCAGCCACCCCUUUGAGCGCUUCGACGCUGAGUACCGCCAGCAGUUCCUGUUCGAGCGGCUGCCUCAGGGCGAGGGCGGCCACAUGCCCGUGGUGCUGGUGUGGGGCAUCCUGCCCGUGGACACCGGCGACCCGCUGGACCCUCGCAGCAACAGCUCCCUGGUGAGCGACCCUGCCUUCUCGGCGAGCGGUCCCGAGGCCCAGCGCUGGCUGCUGGCACUCUGCCACGCGGCCCGGAACCAGAGCUUCUUUGGAGCCCAGCCGGAGGGCUGGCCCACGCUGUGCUUCAUGGAGGCCCUCCAGCGCUGGGUGGAGAGCCCGGGUUGUGCCCGCCUGGGGCCUGGCCUCUGCUGUGGCCACUCGGGCUUCCCUUGGGCACCCCAGCUUUUCCUGCACUGCCUCAAGAUGAUGGCUCUGGAGCAAGGCCCCAACAACACCCGAGACCUAGGACCCCGCUUCGAUACCCACGGCAGCCUGGCUGCCCUGGUUCUGCAGUUCCAGACUAACUUCCAGUACAGUCCAGACUACAGCCAGACCCAUCAUUUCUACACUGAGGUCAGCCACUGGCUGGCAGCGGAGCUGGGGAGGGCACCUCCCGGCCUCCACCGAGGUUGGUUUACCAGCCAUCUGGAGCUGUACAGCCUGCAGCACAGCCUGAGCACAGAACCUGCUGUGGUGCUGGGCCUGGCUCUGGCGCUGGCCUUUGCCACGCUGCUGCUGGGCACCUGGAACGUUCCACUUAGCCUGUUCUCCGUGGCAGCAGUGGCAGGCACCGUACUGCUCACAGUAGGGCUCCUGGUUCUCCUGGAAUGGCAGCUCAACACUGCGGAAGCCCUCUUUCUCUCUGCUUCUGUGGGCCUCUCAGUAGACUUCACCGUCAACUACUGUAUCUCUUAUCACCUGUGCCCGCACCCUGAUCGCCUGAGCCGCGUGGCCUUCUCACUGCGCCAGACCAGCUGUGCCACAGCAGUAGGGGCUGCAGCCCUGUUUGCGGCCGGUGUGCUCAUGCUGCCCGCAACAGUGCUGCUCUAUCGCAAGCUGGGCAUUGUCAUUAUGAUGGUCAAGUGUGUCAGCUGCGGCUUUGCCAGCUUCUUCUUCCAAUCUCUGUGCUGUUUCUUUGGGCCAGAGAAGAACUGUGGGCAGAUCCUCUGGCCUUGCGCCCACCUGCCAUGGGAUGCUGGAACUGGGGAGCCAAGUGGGGAGAAGGCUGGCCGCCCACGAUCAGGGCCAGUGGGAGGGGCGCCGGGAUCCUGCUCAGAACAGUACGAGCUACAGCCCCUUGCCCGGCGCCGGAGCCCCAGCUUUGACACCAGCACGGCCACUAGCAAACUGUCCCACCGGCCCUCAGUACUCUCAGAGGAUCUACAGCUGCAUGAUGGCCCCUGCUGCCCCCGGCCCCCACUGGCCCCGGCCUCCCCAAGGGAGCUGUUCCUGGACCACCAGGCAGUCUUCAGCCAGUGCCCAGCCCUGCAGACUUCCUCUCCCUAUAAGCAGGCUGGCCCCAGCCCCAAAACCCAAGGCAGGAAGGAUUCCCCAAUGCAGAAAGCUGAGCCUGUGCAGGCCUCACCAGAAGCUUCCACCCACUCUCCCAAACCCAAGGCUGUGGAGCCUCCCGAUUGCCUCUGCUCCUCAGCCAGCACCCUGGAGGGGCUCAGUGUCUCUGAUGAGACCUGCCUGAGCACCUCUGAGCCCAGCGCCCGAGUACCAGAUUCUGUGGGUGCCUCCCCAGAUGACCUGGAUGAAACUGAGCAAACAGUACCCGAGCGGGGCCAGCUGAAUGGGAAGCGGGACACCCUAUGGCUGGCACUGAGGGAGACCGUGUACGACCCAUCACUGCCUGCCUCCCACCAGAGCAGCUCAUCCUGGAAGGGCCGUGGGGCACCAGGAGAUGGCAGCCCUGUGGUGCUGCCCAACAGCCAGCCAGAUCUGCCAGAUGUUUGGCUCCGCAGGCCCAGCACCCACACUUCAGGCUACAGUAGCUGAGGGAGGCUGGAUUAGGGCACAGAGCCGGUCAGAGGUGACCAGGCAGCCCAGACUGGAGCCGAAUGGCAUGCAUCUCCCCACGUCGGCAUGGAGAGGUUUCACCUCCGACCUGUGGAUUUUAAACCCUGCCACAUGUUUCAGCCUCGGUCCAGGCUGCUGCUUACUCUCCACACCCAGAGGAUUCAGUGGGGAGGAUCUUUGGAGAGAAAUGUCACAAGCUCACGUCUCGUGGCUUGCUGAGGUCUCAUCUGUCCCUGUAAUGCCAACCAGGACCUCUUGGAGGGGGAAGGCCAGGUGUGUAGCUCCAGGUAUUAGGGGUAGGCUGACCUGGCCCCCACGCCAACUGGGAGUAAGGAACCCAGUCCUUGGGACCCUGCCAGGGCACCUCUCCAACCAAAACAGCCCUGAGGAAACUCAGGAGCCUCCGGGACCUCACACCUUUCAGGGGCUCUUUAUCAGGACACUUCCUUCUCUUUGGGGGUGCUUCUCUGGGCCAGGAUUAGGCCGAGGCCUCUUUCCUGAAUGGCCCUACCCCAUCACGCUCCCCAGUCUGACCAGAAAUUUAUCAAGGCUGGGCCGAGAUGACUGCUGGGAAUGAAGCAGGCGGAGGAGGGCCAGGCCUCAGAGUAUCUCUAAAUUGCAGGAUAGUCCCUCACAGGGAGCCCCUCUGGCACAGGAAGAGUGCUCCCUCCUGUAAACAAACAAUAAGAAUCCUUUAUAUCCUGCACCUCUUAGUUUACAGAAUUCUUUACUUGCAUACCCAUUGUCCCCUUGGACUCUCACCAUUCACUACGGGGCAGCCUGCAAUUAGCCAGGCCCUUAUGCCCAUAAUUUAUAGGUCAAGUCAUUGAGAAUAAGUAAGGUUAAAUGAUUUACCCACAGUCACAGAGCUUGUAAAUGGGAGAGCAGGUUUCCUGGCUCCCUCCACCUCUAGAACUCCCACUCUCCUGGCUACCUGCCCAAGAGACAUUGCCUGUGGCUAACCUGCUGGUUCAUCUCACCGGUGUCUCUGAGUACACUCCUACCCUUCCUCUCUUCAGAUCUCCAUCUCCAGACAGAGCUAUACUCUGAGCAAGCCAGGAGUUGCUCUGCAUCUGCUUUGUGCUUCCCUCCAGAUCCACUGAGAACCUACCCACACUGGGGCAUCAUGGCUGAUCUGAUUUCCCAGGUUCAGGGCCAGGGGCAUGCUUCUUCCAUAGCCAGGGUAUGGAGAGCCUCUUCCAGGAGAGGCACUGAAGGCAGAAGAGGUCCAACAGAAUUCACUGAAGGCAGGAAUUCAGGCCUGCCCUUUUGGGGAGUGUGUGAGUCUAAAACUAUUCCCCAGGUCAGGGUCCCCAACUUCCUAUGGACAAGUCUGUGGAGGUACUCGGCGGACCAACAGGUGACUCUUCCUCCCCAAAGCAGAGUCUCUCUGCAAGGUUUUAUGCCAUGUCAGAGCUCAUGGCACUUGGAACAAGUUUAAACAGCCACUCUGAUAUGGUAGUACAAGGAGACAGAGGCACGGAAAGAACAUUGAACAUCUGCCCUCAGGGAGCUCCCACUCUAUCUGGGGAAACAGCUCACACAUAUACACAGGGUCAGAUGGGUCACUGAUGGCACCAUGCAGUGUGGGCAGAGGGCCAAAUGCCUGUCACCAUCAGAACUGCUGGAGGUCAAGUACCCAGGAUGGGGAACCAGGAAGGCUUCCUGGAGGGGAGACAGCUUGAGCUUGCCUUCAGAAGUACAAGUGUCUCAGACUGUACCUCUGUGAUCAUUCAUUCUAACAGUUUUCAAACUUGGUAGCCUUGGGACCCUUUCUUCAAAGAACCCUUGUGUGAAAACACAGUAUAUAAAACAGAUUAAAAGCAGCUACUCUGGUGGGUGCCAGGUAAGGGUAUACAGAGCCAGCUCAGCCUCACUUUCUACUAUGCCUCACGGGGGCCCUGGGGAACCCCUCAAGUUCCUGGCAGCUCCACAGAAUGUGGUGUGAAAACUACUGAUCCAGGCCAUUUUACAGAUGAGGAUCACAGAGGGAAAGGGAUUUUUCUAGGGCCAAAUAGUCUGUGACCAAGCUGGAGGCAAAUUAAGAGGUGUUUUUGUUCUUUUUUUUUUUUUUUUUUUUCUAUAUUGUUGAGACCUACCUCCCGCUCAAGUAGCCCCUGAGAAGUGGAGCAGAAACCCCAAUGACACAGAGCUAAGACCACGGGCAGGAAUGACAGGAUACAUCGGCUCCUUUACAGGUUAAGAAAAUCAAACCCCUGACACCAGAAAGCAGAAGCAGUGACUAGGACUUAACUUGGACCUCUCCCCUGGGAGGUCUGCUGGGACUCUAUCUUCAUGUCUAAGUAGUUCCACCUCUCUGGCCUGGGGCUGCUCAUCAGGGUCUUGGCUUCUCUACACCAUGGACCAUGUCCUUCUGUACCGCACAGCCAGGCCGAAAGAGCCUUGGUCUCAUCUGGGACAGUCAGCCAGAGGGCGGACAAGGUGAGCCCUUCUUCCUGAGCAUGAGCAGAAGUCUGGCCUUGACUCAAAAGAGAGACCAGAAUCUUAGCUGCUUCUGAGCAGCUCACCAAGGCUCUUCUGCCCUGUAUUGUGGGAGGGCAACAGGGGCCUGGACCACAAAAACCUGCUCCUCCACACCCUCUUUUGUGUCCUGCAAAGGGAGACAUGUCAUCUGGGACUGGAGCUUCAACACUUUCCCUGGACACAAUCACCGAAAUAAAAGAGAGAGUACAUAGGGGUGGGUAGGGCAGGCAUCAGGGAUUUGGGUACACCCGAGGAUCCUACUCAGAGAUUUCUGGGUCCCAUUCUUGCAGGUGACAGCCACAAAACCCUCAUCAGGAAGACAGAUGAGCCAGAGUAGCUGAGGUACUGACUGGAUUUGUUCUGCAUAUCACUGGGCCCAAAAGACUGGAAGAACCCAGUGGUAAUCUAAAACAUCGCCUCACAGCUAGAGUGGCCCAUACCAACAACAGGCAACCCAUAUCUAUGGAUCAUCCAGCCUGUCUCGCUGGCCCCAAUUUUGGAAAGCAGGAUUGAAAACAUUUCCAAACUCCUGUGAGUUCCAGCAGACCUAUUCACUUUAUUAUUAUCAUUGGUGGUUCCAAUGAGUAUAUGGCUGAGAAGCAUGCUGAGGCAGGGGAAAACCAGUUAAAGCAUUCACAUAUGCUCUGAAUUCAAGGAACAGUCUCUUAACACUGAGACACUUUAAAAUAGAACUACGUUAAUACCCAUUUGGGACUUAAGGUCAUUUCCUUUAUUUGUACCACAGAUCCUUGAACUCACACUCAGAGUAUGAGUACGUGUGCUGUACGUUUUUAAAAUGUAACUUGGUAUACUUUGUUACUAUGGGAAAACGCAUCCUUCCACAGCUGUGGCGCUUUGUUGACUGGCAGACUCUUGGAUUUUAACUAGCACAUGGCAUAUCUGAUGCUAUGAUAUUUAGGCAAUAUCCUAGCUUGAGCCUGAUUCUGUCAGAGACAUCUCACAAGAGAUUUACAAACCAAACUUCCUCAGCCCCAUCUAACUCAUUCCAUUCUUCUCCCAUUGCAUGACAGGAAAGGGAGGCAGGUGGGAGGUAUCAGGAAAGAAGAUUCAUUGAUUUACAACCUUCAUCCGUUUAUCUGGAGAGUUUCCGAUCUUUUCUUCCAUGGUGGCCUUAUCUCAGCCUUUGAUAAUACAUGUAGGCAAUGACAAGCUCUCUGACACCCCAUGCCAUCCAUCAAGAUGCCAUUUGCUGGGGGAUAGAAAAUACAGGCAUUCUUCAUCCUUUCCACCCACACUCUUGUUCGCAGGGACAAUGAUAACUCAAGGUCUGGAAGUGUUUAUGCUUAAGAGAAGAAAUUGUAACUCAGUUUAGUGGGAAGAUGAGAAACAAAAGAAAGCCAUUAUGUGUUAUGUAAAUGAUUGGUUGUCCAAAGCCACUCUGCUGAAAAGCCCUGGAAGGACCUUGAUAAAAUUAUAAUCACUA